AUGAUGCUUGCAAGCUUGAUUUGCUUCACUCUGCUCACCGGCAGUGCAGCAGAAGGCUUACGCGGAGAAGCAGGACUGGGCAGGAAUGCCAGCAGCGCAAUGAACAGCACGAAAUCCAACGCUACAGCAGCAGUCAAAUCUGCAACUGGCUAUGGUUACUGUUCCGCCACUGACCAGAGCCUCAUGACUGCCUUUGGUGGCGGCGCUGGGGCAAACAGCUUUCCCCGCAUCCUCUCCGAUUGUGGCAAGCGGAGCUUCAACAUCUUCACUGGCUUUCGUCAGAAUGACUUCGUGCGAUGUGUCACGGACAGCACCCAGCUCCAAAGCACUUGUGCCAGCUGUUUUGCCAUCUCCGCGAGCUACGGCGCCUCCAACUGCAAGUGGAGCUGCUUUUGGGGCUCGUGGUGUGGCCAAGGUUGCCUCAACUGCGUGGGUGUGAAGAAUGGCGAAGUUCAAGACUGCGCUGGUGAAACCAUUCGCAUCCCUACGACCACCUCCUGCUGA
Symbiodinium pilosum is the source of this 504-nucleotide messenger RNA. The record is from the annotation of a GenBank genome assembly. NCBI's taxonomy places the organism in Eukaryota, Dinophyceae, Suessiales, Symbiodiniaceae.